Molecule: messenger RNA, 1254 nt
Organism: Exophiala bonariae
Lineage: Eukaryota; Fungi; Ascomycota; Eurotiomycetes; Chaetothyriales; Herpotrichiellaceae
Exons: 3
Coding region: 1-1254 (417 amino acids)
Source: RefSeq, a predicted model, not a curated record
AUGGCCUCCUCCAAAGAACAACCAACUUCCCGCCCUGUCUCUGGCAGUUUCUCCAAGCACACGUCCGGCUCCUCGAGACAACAUUCUCAUUCCAUUUCCCUCGCUGCUACCAAUCCCUCCCACCGUGUCAACCGCAGGAAAAGCGUCAACUCCGCUGCCUCCUCCACUGCUCAAGCCGCCAUCGUAGCAGCACUAAGAGAGCAAGGAGAUGCGUCGACAAUCCCUCUACACAGCCACCGACGGAGCAUGGGUUCCAAGAGAAACACGGAAUCACUUUCGAUGAGUAGCAGGCCCAGCAUGCAUUCUUACUUCAAUGGUGCUGCCACUUCACCCUCUCCUCAAGACAACGAGGCCCUAGAAGACAACUCCUACGACGAAGAUGCCCCUUCUUCCAAGUCAGUCAGCACCAAAGCUAGAAACCGCCGAGCGAGUGAGGGUUCAUACCUGAUCAAGGGUGAAGGCAAAAAAUCGUCCUCGGAUCUUCGGUGUGAUACCUGUGGCAAGGGAUACAAACACAGCAGUUGCUUGACAAAACAUUUAUGGGAACAUGACCCUGCGUGGGCCAUCACCUCUAAACUCCUCAUCUCGAAGCAUCAGCAAGUCCAACUCUUGGAGGCUGCGUCUGUCUUGUGCAACAUGACCUCGGAUAGUUUGACAUCGGGUCAAUCCGAGAAUGAAUCGUCCCAGAUCGACCCUAGUGAGGCUUCAUCUCGAUCGCCCGGUUUAUCAUCCUCCGAGAUGCAUGAUGGAGUUAGCUCCGUCGAAACCACUCCCCCUCCCAUGAGCGAAGGUGCAUAUCCGGUCCCUGCCUCCAAACGCUACAGCACGAGCAGUAAUGGCUUCUCACGUUCCUACCGUUCUGUUCAAUCGAGCUCAUAUGCCGAGAGCGUUCUUUCUCCCGGACUACCCCCUCACAGACUCUCAGGAGUUGAUUUCCGGCCCAGCACUUCCGGAACUGAUGACGGCACUCUGGCUGCCGCCACAGCUGGCCUCUCAUUCAACAGCGGAACCCCGCGCACCAAGCCAGUCUACCUAAGUUCAGAUGUACCACCUGUACCACCGUUGCCACAACAAUAUCAAUCAUUCAACAGCAAGUCCUCCGACAGUACAUUGACCAACGUAUAUAAUCCUCUUCUGCAAUUGCAUCCUCCUACCCUAACUCAGAAUCUGUCGGACGAAAGAAAUUACCGAGAAUUUGGGCAAGACAAGGACAUCCACAUGGACGAUGAAGAAAUGUUCCGUAUGGAAGAAUAA